Phytophthora sojae is the source of this 777-nucleotide messenger RNA. RefSeq lists its product as hypothetical. NCBI's taxonomy places the organism in Eukaryota, Oomycota, Peronosporomycetes, Peronosporales, Peronosporaceae. Gene Ontology annotation, biological process: carbohydrate metabolic process. The record is from RefSeq and is a predicted model, not a curated record. The coding region runs from base 1 to 777 and encodes 258 amino acids. The transcript has a single exon. Gene Ontology annotation, molecular function: cellulose binding. Gene Ontology annotation, cellular component: extracellular region.
AUGAAGAUCUCCACGUUCUCCGUCGCAGUCGUCGCUGCCCUCUCCGCUGUAGAAGCCACUGAACAAGUAUCAAUCCACCUCCGCAUCAACGAGAAGGGCGGUGGCGUUGGCGACUGGGGGGCCUGCACUGGUGGUCAGAAGUGCUCCAAUCCUAGCAGUGUCUGCGUCAAGUACUCCAACUACUACUCGCAGUGCAAGCCGGCCACACUACCGGCCGGGGAGCUCUGCGGCCAAAAAGACGCGGCCAACGACUGGAAGUACGACAAGUGCCCGAGCAGCCAGAAGUGUACCGCCACGGGCACAGACUUCCGCUGCACCAACAAGAAGCAGCGCCGGAAGACAAUUUCGCAGAGGAACUGGGGUUCGUGCACCAUCACGAACGAGUCACAGUGUGACGGUCAGAACUGGACCGGCAGCACUUGCUGUGCUGAUCCCAACUACGAGUGCCGCUGGUCGGACGACGGCCAGAACGUCAAGCGCUGCCAAGCCAUUGACUGGUACUACGACGAGUAUGCCAAGGAAGGUGAAGACAAGACGAAGGAGGCGCCGACGAAGACGUACGUCGCCCUUUGGGACGACUGUAGCGCUUCUGACGCCGUCUGUGCCGACGGCAAUUGGUGCGUGCAGCACUCGAGCAGCUACUGGCAGUGCAAACCUGGCACUCUGGGCAACGGGGAACUGUGCGGCCAACAUGACGGCACGAACGAAUGGGACUACCCGUACUGCCCCACCGGGCAGACUUGCCAGCCACUGGGAACGGACAUGCGCUGCGCCUAA